GGGUCGGAUCCAGUUAUAUUCCCAAGCAAAAGUACACAACCCCUUGUUUUCGCACGGCGUCCCCUCUGAUUUUCUAGCUUCUCCGUGAACCCUAGAGCAUCAUAAGUCGGUGCAGGUUUCUAACGUAUUAAAAGCUUCUUGUUGCUAUCAUGGCCAAACAUCAUCCUGAUUUGAUUAUGUGCCGGAAACAGCCAGGAAUUGCCAUUGGACGACUUUGUGAGAAAUGUGAUGGAAAGUGUGUAAUCUGCGACUCCUAUGUGCGACCGUGCACUCUUGUCCGAAUUUGUGAUGAAUGCAAUUACGGGUCAUUCCAGGGCCGAUGUGUCAUCUGUGGAGGAGUGGGAAUCUCUGAUGCUUAUUAUUGCAAAGAGUGUACGCAGCAGGAGAAGGAUAGAGAUGGAUGUCCAAAGAUUGUUAAUCUAGGGAGUGCCAAAACUGAUCUCUUCUAUGAAAGGAAAAAGUAUGGUUUUAAGAAAAGAUGACGCGGAACUCUCUCUUGGUCCUUGUUUGUAUACUUGGAUGCGGCCCGCUUUAAACUUGUCAAAGCUAUGUUUUAGAUAAUUGAAUUUGUAUCUGACAAUCAAUGUUAGAAACACUUGUUAUUUGUAAUAAAACAGCCUUUAGCUACCUACUGUCUA
Tripterygium wilfordii is the source of this 638-nucleotide messenger RNA. Its product is annotated as PHD finger-like domain-containing protein 5A. Gene Ontology annotation, cellular component: precatalytic spliceosome; U2 snRNP; catalytic step 2 spliceosome. Gene Ontology annotation, biological process: mRNA splicing, via spliceosome. The transcript has 2 exons. Bases 150 to 482 code for a protein of 110 amino acids. NCBI's taxonomy places the organism in Eukaryota, Viridiplantae, Streptophyta, Magnoliopsida, Celastrales, Celastraceae. The record is from RefSeq and is a predicted model, not a curated record.